AUGGGGCAUGCCCAUUUCUGCCAGAGGCUUUUUCAGCUUGACGUGAACAGCGACAGCAGGGCGGAGAGGAGCGGCACGGCUGCAAAGGCUGGCAAGACCGCCAAGGGGCCUCUGUUUGGGUUGCCAACGGGGGUGGUCCUGCUGAGCAACAAUUCUCGCCAAACCGACAUCAUCACCAUGAUGCCGGACUUCAACGCGCACGGCCUGGACCCAAGUUGGGCCGAGCCGGAGGCGGAGCGGGUGCAGGAGUUCUUCGAUAAUCUGUUGGAGAAGUAUGUCCGCGAAGAGCCGCUGCUCAUUGAGGACACCACCAAAGAAGAGCUGGAUUAUAUCGCCGCCAGGGCGGCGGAGGCGGCGCUUUCCCGGGAGGCCGGCAAUGCUGGCCAUGAGGAGGACAAGGCCGACUCGGCCGCGGAGGAGAAAGAGGUCGCCCAGUGGGUGAAGGCUGCUGGGGAGGCUAGCGGUGCCAACACCAAGGCCCCCCUAAAUGAACAUGUGGACAAGGAGUUGACCGAGGAAGAGGUCGAGGCCGCCGAUCCUCCGGCCGUGGGAAAAAGACGCGUCCUGUGCCGGGCUGGCUCCGGCGAGCCGGUCCGGCCCGGCAGGACCGUGCAGCGGCAACAGGUCCAGGAGCAGUCCGCACGCCAGACGAGGGCCACGGCAGUGAGGAAAGCAGUGAAGGUCCCGGUGGCGAAGAAGAAGGCGGCUGCCUCUUCUUCGUCCAAGCGUCGCCGGACCCCAUCUCCUUCUCCUCCUCUCGCCGAUGUCGACACGGAGGUCAUGGACACGGAGACGCUGGCGCAGAGGGUGGCGAAGAGAGCCAAGGCCUCGACGGGCGACAAGGCCCCGGUGGGUAUUUCGAGUACGCCGCUGGUGGUAGGCAGCAGCCCGGAGAGCAGCCCUCGACGUAGCCCCCGCUUCAGCCCCCAGCAACGGCAGCAGGAGGAGCCGCCGAGGGCUACCCCCAAAUUGCCUCCCCCCUCGACGACGCCGCCCCGAGGGGCGUCCCCGGCUAGGGCAUCCACCUACGAGCCCAUGCCCAUGGAGGAGGAGGAGGAGAUGAACUUGGGUGCCGGCGGUUCCACCCCGACAACGAACGUUGGCGGGGAGGGCGCCACUUCUUCCCAGCCUGGUGCGGGCGCCUCCUCGGCGGACCAGGAGAACAUCGACACUGUUAUCAAGGAGGUCGCCAGGGAUGCUGAGGCCGAGGCCAACAAGAUCGUCGCCGAGGAGGCCGCCAAGACCAAGGCGGAGGCGGACCUCGAGGGGCGCGUUACCAAGACGCAGGCUUGGUUCUGCCAGGCCCACGAGGAGCUGAAGGUUGCCCAGGACCUGCUGGCCGAGCGCAAACUGGAGCUUGUCAUCAAGCAGUCCGACAUCGAGAAGGCUCAAGAGAGGGCGAGGGAACAGGCCGCCAAGGACGAGGUCAUUGAGAUUCAGACAACAAUUGAGCAGCUCCAGGAGGAAGCAGAGGAGAAGAGAGGACAAGGUACUACGGAUGCUUUUCAGUGA
This is a messenger RNA of Aegilops tauschii subsp. strangulata, 1512 nucleotides long. NCBI's taxonomy places the organism in Eukaryota, Viridiplantae, Streptophyta, Magnoliopsida, Poales, Poaceae. The record is from RefSeq and is a predicted model, not a curated record.